Messenger RNA from Centropristis striata (black sea bass), 2168 nucleotides. It is a transcript of the gene tmem79b, whose product is annotated as transmembrane protein 79b. Lineage: Eukaryota; Metazoa; Chordata; Actinopteri; Perciformes; Serranidae. Bases 603 to 1778 code for a protein of 391 amino acids. Gene Ontology annotation, cellular component: trans-Golgi network membrane; lysosomal membrane. The record is from RefSeq and is a predicted model, not a curated record. The transcript has 5 exons. Gene Ontology annotation, biological process: regulated exocytosis.
ACCAAUCAGAGGACACGAUCCGUACCUGCUGAAUUAAUCACUUUAUAAUAAUUUUUCUUCUUCUAUAAAACAUUAAAUGUAGACGCUGCUCUGAUACCUUCAGAAUAAAAGCCUGGUUCACUUUAACAUUUUGAAUAUUUAUGAAUGAAACAAUAAUUAAUAUAAAUAAUAAACAAACUGUUCCAGCUCAGACUCACUGGACUUCCUGUUUUACUUUGAAAUAAUCAUUUUAUUUCACCGUCACAGAGAAAGAAACAGAUAUAUAUAUAUAAUCUACAGGUGUACGCGGAUCUCGGCGGCCUCGUACCUGAAUAUCUGUCGGCCGACUCUGUCCCUUUAAGAAGACUUCCCCUUUAACUUACCUGACCGACCGCACCUGAGCUCAACUUCCGGAGUCUACUGGGAACAACAACAACAAGGAGAAGAAGAAGAAGACGAGAAAGAAGAAGAAGACGAGAAAGAAGAAGAAGAAGACGACGAAGAGAAAGGAGGAGGAGGAGGAGAAGAAGAAGAAGAAGAAGAGGAAGAAGAAGAAGAGGAAGAAGAGGAGACAGACGGACUAUCGGCCUGAAGACACGCUGCGUCCAACAGGAAGUACCAGGAUGGAGGACAGACAGGAGGACAGACAGACAGACGGGGAGGACGAGGUGGUGAGGACCGCCAGGAUGGAGCCCAGCACCCUGCAGUGGCCCGGGGACAGACAGACAGGGGGACAGACAGGGGGACAGACAGGAGGACAGACAGGAGGACAGACAGGAGGACAGACAGGGGGACAGACAGGGGGACAGACAGGGGGACAGACAGGGGACAGGAUGAGUGUGAGGUCAGAUUUGUCUCUCCGGGAGGCGGCGAGUUGGACAGAGAGUGAGAGAGAGCUGAUGGUGGGCGGGGACAGGAGGGGUGAGGGGGCGGGGCUAAAGGCACACCUGGAGGAGGAGGAGGAGCCUGUGGAGAACCACCUGCCGGAGAAAGCAGCUCAGGUGUUCAGUCCCGCAGUCACCGUCCUCCCCUCCCCCUCCUCCCCCAGAGAGAGUGAGGCCUUCUGGGAAAUGGAGUCUGAGAAGAGCCCCUUCCUGGGUCCCCGGGGAGCCCCGCAGGACUACAAUCACCAUGGCUACCAGUACGAGUGGGAGGACACGCCCCCCGCCACAGGUGGGCGGGGCUGCAGCAGGGACGUGCUGAAGGUGGGCGUGUCCCUGGGGACGGCGGCGCUCUUCUUCCCGCUGCUGGUUUGGGGCGGCUUCGUCUUCCUGCCGUUCGACGCGCCCGUCCUCCACGGCGCCGCCACACGACUCGUCUACACGCUGCGAUGCUCCGUGUUCGCCGCCGCGCCCAUCGUCCUCGGUUGGCUGGUCCUGGGUGUCAGUCGUAUCCGGUUCGGUGUGAUUCGUCCUCUGUUUGAUGACGAGUCGAAGGGGGCGGAGCUUGAGGAGGUGGCGGUCCACCGGCGCUUCGUCUCUGACUCCGCCUCCCUGUUCCUCAUCUACUUCCUGCAGCUGGUCGUCAUGGCGAUGUACCUGAACCAGGAGCAGCUGAAGCUCGUCCCGCUGCUGACGGUCGUCUUCGCCUUCGGACGGCUGGUCUACUGGUUGGCGGCAGCGUUCGGCAGCAGUAUUCGUGGUUUCGGUUUCGGCCUCUCCUUCCUGCCGAGUCUCGCCAUGAUGGUCGCCAACAUCUACUUCAUCUUUGCGGUGGAUUCGGCGGGCUCCCUCUUCAGCCUGCCGCCCGCCCCCGAGCUGACUCCACCCGCCGCCGGCAAACAGAGAUUCUGGGGAUGAGAGCUGAUCAGUGAUCAAUAACUUUCCUGUAAUAUUCCUGAUUAACUUUGUUUUUUAUAAACUGAAACUAAAAUAUUUGUUUAAAAAGUUGUUUUGAUGUUUGAUGUCCAUAUUGAGGUUUAGCCCCGCCCACUCAGCUGAACUUUAACUUUUAUUAACAUUUUCAGUAGAAACAAGUUUUUUUUUUUUUUUUUUUUGUCUAGAAAUUUAGCUGUAGUUCUACUUCCUGUUUCUGUUGGUCCGUUUUUCAACAUUUUAUUUUCAUAAAAGUCUUUUUAAUGAUCAAUAAAUAUUUUAUUUGAUUAUAAAACUGGCAGUUAUUGACCAAGACACACCUACACACAGGAAGUACUGACAGGCUGACUUCACAAUAAAAGCAUGUAGACAGCU